Molecule: messenger RNA, 2004 nt
Organism: Leishmania braziliensis MHOM/BR/75/M2904
Lineage: Eukaryota; Euglenozoa; Kinetoplastea; Trypanosomatida; Trypanosomatidae
Exons: 1
Coding region: 1-2004 (667 amino acids)
Source: RefSeq, a predicted model, not a curated record
AUGCCCGCCGGUGCGAAAUCGCGAACGCCGGCAACGGACUUCGUCUACGACUACGCAGCGAAGCGGCAAGCACAGAUGGAGCGGGCCCGGCAGCUGCGUGAGGACCGCCUCCAGCAACAGCAGCAGUGCCAAUCGCCAUUCACACAAAACAGCGGUGACGACGGUGUUGGAAAUCCCUACGCCGCCUCCCCAAAGUACACAACGGCGUCCUCUGCCAAGGGCAAUGGCGCAGCAGCGGUGGUGGGACCGGACAUGAAGCCACCGCCGCCCAACGUACCGCGCCUUCGCCACCCCACUUCCGGUCACAGUAGCGUCGACAGCGGCGCCCCCCCUGGGAAGGGCGAAGAUGGACCCGUCCUGUAUGUAAAGGAGCGGGAUUUCAAGCAGGCCACGCAGGCCGGCAUCAUCACGCCCGACCAGGCUCGCCAGCUGUGGGCGAUGCUGUCGAAUCAGAUCAUCCGCGUCUGCUCGCCGUCGGCCCACGCAAACGCCGUGUCAGUGAGCAGCCUGCUGGCGCUGUCAAGAAACUCCUAUAACUCCUCUGGGCGGGCGGCGGGUGGUUUGCAGUCGGCCGAAGGCAGUGAGUUUGGAGCGAGCAUCUCCUUGGAGUCGCUUCGGACCAGCAUCGCGUACUUCAAGCGAGAACAGCAACGACUACUGCUGCAGCAGGGCGGUGGUGGUGGUACGACCGGCGCCCCCUCCCAGGGUCGACACCCGCUGUCCUCGUCGCCGCCAGCGCUUAACAGCACAGCAGGACAACCCGCGUCGCAGUCGCGUGGGCUGCCCUCACGUCAGUCGCAGUACGAGGCCAACAUCAAGAACAACCAUUACCAAGACGACGACGAGGCCAGCAAAGAUGAGCAACGAGCGCUUGCCACGCCACUGGCGCUGCGCAGCGGCGGCGGUGGUGGUGCCGGUCGUGGCGGCCGCCCAGCUUGGAAUGCAGAUGUGGAAGUGCACCAUGAGGACGACUACGACGAUGAUCGUAACCGCCACGCGCCAUCAUCGCCGUCGGCGAUCAGCAGCGGCGGGGCGGCGCUCAAGAAGCCGCGGACGGGGAAGACUAACGCUGUGCGGUCGGUUCCUAAGGGUGCCGCGGCACCGUCGUCGUCGGCUGCUCGUGCUGGUGUUGGUGGUGUUCGUGGCACCUCUUCCCAAGCCGGAGCGGGACAAGCAGACGGCGGCUACGGCAACGACAGCGAAAGGAACUGCAGCAAUGUGUACAUGCCGCCGCAGUCCUCCCCUCCUGUCUCGCGAAGCGCUAAGGCUGGUGGCACUGGUGCUGCUCCUCGGCGCCCCCCUGCAACCCGCGCCACAGCACCGCCGCCCUCGUCGGGCGCGCCGAUAAACCUGGACGACGUCCCCGUCGGCGGCGGUGGUGGCGGCGGCAUGAACGACUGGGCCAACGCCUACCCUCCAGGUAUGGCGCCGCCAGUGCUCGCCGGUGGCAACGACACCAUUGCUGCCGAGGCAGCGGCGGCGGCACAGGAGCCGAUGCAGAAAUGCCGCAUCUGCAGUCGAAGUUUUCGCAUAUCGGUCGUUAUACGGCACGAGGCGCUGUGUCGCAAGCAGGCAAGCAAGCCGCGGAAUGUCUUCGACAUGCGUGAGCAGCGGCUCGACGGUGUCGAGGGAAUCAAAGAGGUACAGCGUGCUGCGACGCGGGCUGGCGGUGGUGGUGGUGGUCGCGGUGGCGGACGCGGCGGUGGCGGUGACGUAGCAGCAGCAGCAGCAGCAGCCAAGGGAAAGCUUCCUAAGUGGAAGAUUCAGCACGAACAGUUCCAGGCCGCGAUGCGUGCGGUUCGCCGGCAGCAGGAGGGCGGCGGUGGCGGCUUCGGCUCCGCCCAGAUGGCACCGCCGCCCCCCCCAAUUCCGGACGAGUACGAUGAUCGCGUCCUGUGCCCGCACUGUGGCCGCAAGUUCGCCCAGGAAGUGGCGGCCCGGCACAUUCCGAAGUGUGCAACGACCAUUGCGAAGCCAAAGGGAAUUCGCCCGAUCCGCCGAUGA